This is a messenger RNA of Stegodyphus dumicola, 842 nucleotides long. RefSeq lists its product as uncharacterized. Gene Ontology annotation, cellular component: chitin-based extracellular matrix. Lineage: Eukaryota; Metazoa; Arthropoda; Arachnida; Araneae; Eresidae. Gene Ontology annotation, molecular function: structural constituent of chitin-based larval cuticle. The record is from RefSeq and is a predicted model, not a curated record.
CCGGAAGUGUCAAAGUUUUCAAGUUUUGUGGAUAAUAUUCAGAUUAGCAGCUGGCCACAGGAUAUAUCUUCCAGAUCAUGUUGAAGGUUUUCGUUUUGGUCACGGUGUUAGCUGUUGUAUUGGCUGAUCACCAUCAUCACGGCUACGAUCACCACGAUCAUCACGACCAUCACCAUCCCAAACCAUAUCAUUUUGGCUAUGAGAUCCACGAUCACCAUGGCAAGCAACAUCGCCACGAACACAGUGAUGGACAUGGUCACGUGAAAGGCAGCUACGGUUACGUGGAUCACCAUGGCAUCCACAGAGAAGUUCACUAUGUGGCCGAUCAUCAUGGCUUUAGGGCUGAAGUGAAGACAAAUGAAAAGGGAACUGACAACCAGGAUCCCGCUCACGUGCACGUGCAUUCAUCUUACCACCCUCAUCACCAUGAUGAUCAUCACCACCAUGAUGACCACCAUCACCAUCAUCAUUAAUUUACCUGAAAUCCCAAUGGACAGAAAGAAACUUUCAGAUUCAUUCGUCAGAAGAAGACAUUCUCUGAUCAACGUCAGCCGCAGAGAAUCUUUCAAGCGCCAUAUUUUCAGCCUGAAGAAAACACUCGCCAACGAUAACGUGGUUAAUAAAUACCAGCCUCAUCUUCAUCUCACCGAAGGCAUCAUUACAUGUUUACAGAUGAACUGUAAUUGUUCAUGCAUUACCUCCAACCCCCUCCGUUAUAAUGCUUUGUAUCCCAAGUUGAUGAUAUGUCCUGCGAUAAUUUUGGGAAAAUGUAGGUUUGGUCGUAGACCUUGUGUGGGUGUGUAAAUAAAACUUAUAAUAAUAAACUGCUUAUAAAACUGAAA